This is a messenger RNA of Seriola dumerili (greater amberjack), 3923 nucleotides long. It is a transcript of the gene slc25a42, whose product is annotated as mitochondrial coenzyme A transporter SLC25A42. The record is from RefSeq and is a predicted model, not a curated record. Gene Ontology annotation, biological process: transmembrane transport. Bases 423 to 1415 code for a protein of 330 amino acids. The transcript has 8 exons. Gene Ontology annotation, cellular component: mitochondrial inner membrane. Lineage: Eukaryota; Metazoa; Chordata; Actinopteri; Carangiformes; Carangidae.
GACAGGAGUAGUAACGGCAGAACUACAACAGCACGCACGAUGUCAUUCACUUGAUGCCACUGCUGGGCUAAUGCAACUCAGACACUUCUGGAAGAGAGUACUUUUAACACCAGGAGACGUUUUUAUGAAGACGCAAAGUAAAUGUUAAUUUUUCCACAACGAGAGUAACGAUAACGUUAGUGUAGCGGUAAGCUAACAGCUAGCUAACGUUACUUAACCUGGUAUUCGGCUAACUUAGAAACAGCUUUGGAAGAGCCUGCUAACGAACUGAAAUAACACUCCGAGAGAGCGAUAUAGCUUCAGAAAAUGAGAAUUCUUCGUGCUGGUCUCAGGUUUGUAAGCUCUUAGCGCCUGGUGUUGCUGCCCCUCCAGUGGUUGAAUUCAUGAGCACGCUCAGUGACAGCUGUGCGUAGUGCUCUGGGAUGGGGAGUGGAGUCCAGGAACAACGAGCAUCACUCACGCAGGGAGAAGUGCUGCCGCUGCCUUCCUCCAGUCAGUCAGAAGUGAGCUAUGAGGGCCUAAAGCACACUCGCUCUGUCCUCAACUCGCUCUUCUCGGGCGCUUUAGCGGGAGCUGUGGCCAAGACAGCUGUCGCCCCAUUGGACAGGACUAAAAUCAUCUUCCAAGUGUCUUCAGCACGAUUCUCUGCCAAGGAGGCCUACAGGUUGAUCUACCGCACCUACCUGAAGGAUGGCUUCUUCAGCCUGUGGAGGGGGAACUCUGCGACGAUGGUGCGAGUCAUUCCAUACGCAGCCAUCCAGUUCUGUGCGCAUGAGCAGUACAAGAGGCUGCUGGGAGGUUAUUAUGGCUUUCAGGGGAAAGCCCUGCCUCCAUUACCAAGGUUACUGGCUGGAUCUAUGGCAGGUACCACGGCAGCUAUGCUGACCUAUCCUCUGGACAUGGUGCGAGCCAGGAUGGCCGUAACACCAAAGGAAAUGUAUAGUAACAUUCUGCAUGUGUUUGUGCGGAUCUCUCGAGAAGAGGGCCUGAAGACAUUGUAUCGAGGUUUUACUCCCACCAUGCUGGGUGUUAUUCCCUAUGCUGGUCUCAGCUUCUUUACCUAUGAGACACUGAAGAAAUUACAUGCAGAGCGCAGUGGGCGCCCACAGCCCUACUCAUAUGAACGUCUGGCAUUUGGAGCCUGUGCAGGUCUCAUUGGCCAAUCAGCAUCUUAUCCUCUAGAUGUGGUACGGCGGCGUAUGCAGACUGCAGGAGUGACAGGUCACACGUACGGCACCAUCCUGGGCACCAUGAAGGAGAUCGUGUCUGAGGAGGGGGUCAUCCGUGGACUCUACAAAGGUCUCAGUAUGAACUGGGUUAAAGGGCCUAUUGCGGUGGGCAUCAGCUUCACCACCUUUGACCUUACUCAGAUCCUCCUGAGGAAGCUGCAUCAGAUGGGCUAUACAGCUCGAUAAUAGUGAUUCAGAGUGGAAAACGGGGAGAGCACAAGAUCCCCAUAAGCCCUCUUAUGAGAAACAAGGAGGGAAAAGUGAGAGAGAGUAAAGAGUGUGUAUCGCUGGACAGAAGCAAAUGCACACUGGCUCAGGAUGCGUGGGUAAUAUUAAUGUAUUCUCUCGCUUUAUCUGUGUGCAACAAGGGAUGUACACUCCCUGUAGGUACAAAGUAGGGUGUAGGGUGGUAACGUGUACCUCUACACGCUGUUGUCAUGUACAUCUAAGUGCAAUAUGCUCAGUGGUUUUAUGUGUGUAGCCUAUGUGUGUACACAUAGAUUAUAUUGCUCCUGCCCUGGUGGACCAGGCCUGUGAGUGUAUUUAUCAAUCAAAGAGUUCAGAGGUUCACACACACUGACAUCUCUCAGCUGCCUUGUGUGUCUGCUUAAAACUGACACCUUCAAAUGCAAUGCAGGAUGCCACUCAUCUGUUAUGGACUUUUAAGAUGCAUUUGAUUUGAUCAGAGUAAAGUAUGCCCCCUUGAGAUUUGUUUUGAUGUGAGUGAGUUUGUUUAAGGAAUUAUACCAAAGGUUAGGAUGUGAGAUAGCUUCAGAUUAUAUGGUGUUAGUGGUGUUAUAAACAAUCUUGCCCAGCACAGAGGUAACAGCAUCUUUACUGCCACUGAAUAGUUUUUGUUUGAGUUGAAAAUAUCGAAAUCUCUUUGAGUCCAGUAUUUUUAAGUGGAGCUCCUGAACAUUGAAUUCACAGACUGUUAUUUGGAAUUAAGCUAUUGUGCUGACAGCAGACAGAUGAUCUAUAUUUUAUGCCAGUGCCAACAGAUAUAAAGUUUUAAGAGUGCCCAUAUUAUUUUAUGUUUGUUUUCACUGUAAUCAUAUCAUGGGCUUUUUAAAAUAUUGUAAAUUUUGAUAGUCAAAUCUGUUGUCUGAUGUAUCAAUACAGGUGAUUAGACAGAUUUAAAAAAAUACCAGCUGAAAAUCUCACCUACAGUUUAACCUCAUACUGACAUGCAGUGUCAAGUAAUGCACAUCAAACACUUUGAUAGGUAAUUUUCCAAAUGUGUGAUCAUAGACACUGAUUUAACAGUUUAGAAGGAACACCUGUACAGUCUAAUGCAAUCCAAUACAACAGCCCUGCAGUGAGUAUUACCUUUGUAAAGUUUACAAUGCCCCUUGUCAUUGACACUGUGUGUGUGAGAGGUGUUGCUUUAAAUCUAUGGCAUUUUUAAUGAUAUUGUUUUGGAUUACAAUAUAUUGACAGGUGUUUCUAAUAUUGUCACCCUCAUGUAUGUGUCACUGGUAAUGAAAACACAGAGUCCCAUACACACUAUACAAAUGUUGUCUUCCAUGUGCUGUCAGUGUGGCAGCUGCAGGAUCUGUCUCUUGGUGAUUUUGCUGCCAUUCAUGCCCGUUUUCUUUAAAACUUGGCAAGACACUAGUUUUGAUUUUGACAGGUCAUUGAAAUAAUUUACAAACUUCUGGUUGGGGUGGACUCACAAUGAAGAUCUUUAUUAGUAUUUACUAAUGGACUAACUUGACUGGAAAUGUGCACACACCUAGUGAAGUGAUCAUUUGACUUCUCUGUUACAGGCAGCAUUGAGUUCAUUUUAGCAUUCUCAGUAUUGUACUUUACCUCAGCAUGUAAUCAAUAGUUCAUGAAAUUCUCACAUAUCAAUGUGUUAUGUGGAGUAUUGUCAAAAAUGGGACUUUGUGCUCAGUUUUUAUUUGACCAUAUGUGCGACAGUUUCAACAGUGUUGAUGCAGGCUUGCAGCCAUUGAGGAGUGUCAAUAGUUUGUAUACUUAGACCAUACAUACCAUACAUACUGUUUCUAUACUUAGACCAUACAUACCGAGGAUGCAGAGCCAAGUGGAGCAGAGGGCAGGAAGUGUCUCCUUCACCAGAAUAAAAGCAGGAAACAAACAAGUGUGAUGAUUUAAACUGAAACUCAAUAGUGUUUUGUAUUUUUUAAUGCAUGAUUCAUACACAAUUGUUUAAGACUCUACUGGGGCUGCACAAAUGAUUAUUUUUUAUUAUUGAUUAAUCUUGAAAUUAUUUGAAUAAUCACCAGACAAAUGCCCAUAAUAGUGACUAGAGCCCAGAGUGAUGCCUUAACAUUGCUUAAGUCUUCUGACCAGCAUACAAACGCCCAAAAAUAUGAUUUUUUUUUUCAUGUUGUGAAAGAGAAAAGCAACCCUUUGCGAAUCUUUAAUCAGCAAAUAUUGUGUGUUUUCACUGUUUUAAAAGUUCAGUAACCUAUUAGAAUUUGAAUUGAUUUUGUCCAUUAACCAACUCAUUUAUUGGCUGAUUGAGCAGGGAGUAGGGAGCAGAGUAUUUUUCGGUACUAAUGUCGAAACAAUACCUGGAUUUCAGCACUGAUACCAGAAUGACUCUUCUUUGAUUUUUGUUUGGUAUUUGGUACUUUGGUACUUUUAGUAUUUGAUAGUUUUCGAUACUCGCUGCUAGGGACACGUUGUGGUCAGUAACAGGACAUUUUGAAAUUUGGUACCCAUCUC